GUCCGCCUCUGAACCACCUUAGCGAAAAUGAUCAAAGCCUUGACCUUGUUGGCUGCAGUGGCCACGGCUUCUGCCCUUCCGUCCAGUUAUUUUAUAGAUGUAUCGUGCCAAGGAGCAGAGAAUGUGACCUUGUGUGAGGCCGACCUUCAGGUUUGCAAGGACGCCUUCUCAGCCGAAAAGGAAGGGGAACUUAGGAGACACAUAUACAAGAGUUGCCUGGACGAGAACGGUUUGGACCAUCUUGAUGAUGUGGACCCCGAGAUUCUCUUCACUCCCUCAGACUCCGAGGCUCUUUCUCUCUUUGGAACCGAGGAGAAGCACGAGGCCGUGAGGAUUUGCGUCCUUCAGAAACUGGUGUUGCCUGACGGUGCAGUAGACACAGGGCCGUUCCUGGAGAAGCUGACUUUCGCCCUUAACGACACCCGUCCUGACAUCCUAGAGCGCCUUCUUGUCGCAGCGGAAUCCUGCUCAAUUGAAAACAUUGACGAGUGGAAGACGUGCGUCCUCCGGGGAUGUGUUCCAGAGGAGCCCGCGACGCCUGUGCCAACGACCGUCGCUCCUGAAGAGUGAUGGUCAGAAGAGAGGUGUAUGGUGUAGUGGUUCAAUUUGAUAAACAAGUCUCCAAAAUGAUCUGUUCUUAUUUUUUUUGUUUUUGUUAUUCAGCCCUUCUCUGACAGUCUGACGAUGGUAUUGAGUGUCUGUUAAGUAGGGUAUGUUUGUUUGUUUAUGAGCAAAUGCUUCGCCGAGUAACGAAUCUGCUUCACAUUUAGCAAGAAGGUGCUAGACAUAAGAAAAAUGACCUGCAGAACUAGUAUGAAUUAGAUUUAUACAUUCUGUAUUGUGCAUUAUAUAACCUCUUCCUUUAGACAUAAGAAAAUCUGUCGUACUAUUCGCGUAAAUGAUUUACACAAGUGCAAAAAAAAUGUAUCACCUAUAACCUAUAUCAGUUUUGUUGUAGCAGUAUGCCAUUUCAAUUUUUCUCUGAGGUAUUUCCCAAGCAAUCUUCCCCUUUCUAAAUUAUCACACGAUAAUGCAAAUUAAACCAAAUCACUUAUAUGCUUUGGCAAUUCAGUGAGUUACGAAGCCCAUCAUUAGGAAAUUAUGUAUGGUAUGCAUUCAAGACAAGUAAAUUAUGUCUCUAUAUUAUUAAACAAAGAAAAUUUAAA
Molecule: messenger RNA, 1166 nt
Organism: Penaeus chinensis
Lineage: Eukaryota; Metazoa; Arthropoda; Malacostraca; Decapoda; Penaeidae
Exons: 7
Coding region: 28-570 (180 amino acids)
Source: RefSeq, a predicted model, not a curated record